Zingiber officinale is the source of this 1257-nucleotide messenger RNA. RefSeq names its product transcription factor BHLH148-like. Gene Ontology annotation, molecular function: protein dimerization activity. The transcript has 3 exons. Lineage: Eukaryota; Viridiplantae; Streptophyta; Magnoliopsida; Zingiberales; Zingiberaceae. The record is from RefSeq and is a predicted model, not a curated record. Bases 16 to 1035 code for a protein of 339 amino acids.
GAAUCGAGGGCCGAGAUGGAGCUCCGAGGCGUCGGGUCCGCGACUCGCCCAAUUCGUCAGGUGGGAAAUUCCCCCUUUCUACGUCACGUGGGCUUUUUCAACGACGCGCGGCUCCCCCAAUUUGACCACGUUUUUGGAAUGCCGCCGCGCUUUUAUACCCCCAAAUCUCCGCGCCGUAAACGCACUGGCUUAAUAAAGCUGACAAAUUGGAGAGCAGCGGCCAUGGAGAUGGAGCCCUUCGUGCCCUUCCCCGACGAGUACUUCCACGGCGGCGACAGCAGCCUGUUCUGGCCCUUGUCGCCGGACCUGCUGCAUUUCGAUUUCCCCACCGCCGCCGCCUCCGCCUUGUCGGACCUCUUGCCGGAGUUUGUUCCCCCACCGCCGGAGGUUCAUCGAAGUGCAUUCCGGAGGUACGAAGGAGAGCAAAUGUCGGAGUGCUCGAUCUCGGGGGCAGGCACCGGCGGCGGGAACAUGCACCGGCGGGUGGUGGAGAUGCUGAAGAGGAUCUCGAAGGCGGAGGAGCAGGCGCCGAGCCCGGUGGCGAAUAGCCGCGGAUUCCGGCACAUGAUGAGGGAGCGGCAACGGCGGGAGAAGCUCAGCGAGAGCUAUGCGGGUUUGUACUCCAUGAUCGCCUCCAAAUCAAAGAGCGAUAAGAACUCGAUCGUUCAAUCGGCGACUCAGUAUUUGCGAGAGCUGAAGGAGGUGAAGCAGGCGCUUCAGAAGCGCAACGAGGAGCUGACGGCGCGGGUUCUUGGGAGCGAUGAAGUGGCGACUAUCAAAAUUAGGGUAGAGAAUCCUUCUUCUCCCAUAGAAUCCAUGAUCGGGGCUCUUCGAUGCUUGCAGAACUUGAAUGUGACGGGCAAAGCCAUUCACUCCGAUCUCUCCUGCUCGGAGUUCUCAGCCACCGUGAGCAUCGAUACCAAGAUUGAGACGGCUGACGUGGAGAAGGCCGUGGGAGAAGCUCUGAUGGGAGUAGAGAAGCAGCAGCUUCUUGGAAUCAGCUCUUGGCCACAGAAAUGUCACGUGGAAAUAUAAUAUCUUUUAACCACAUUUUUCACAUGUUUUCAUGUUUGUUUUUUUGCAUGCCUGGUCAGCGCCCCUACUAAGUGCCCGUUGUCUUAUUUUGAUCAUUUUCAUUAAAGAAAUGCUGCAGGUUGACGGGGUCAUGCACGUUUAACAUGUUUGUAUAUAACAGUCAACCGUAAAGCAAAUGGACGUUCUAGUUUAUCCUUAAAAGAUUGUCUCUUUUUUUUUCCA